GUGGCGAGUGUGAACCACAGGGUAUGGCUCCUUCUUUACGAGUCCUCUUGCCAGGCGUAGAAGAAGGGGUGGUCUUGUGCUGACGCGUGCACAUGUAGGUCCGCCGCAUGACGAAGACGGGCAACAUCGCCACCAUCGUCAUCUCUGCCGUGUGUCUCGCGCUGUGGAUUGCGACGACCGCAUACUACGCUUCCUGGGAUACUACGGAGACGCAUUGGGAUUUGAUGUCGUGGUCCUGUAGACAUCACGUGGCGCAAGCGAGCUACAACCACGUCAACUAUGGGGAGAUUUGCAUCGAGAUGCGCUUCGCUUUCUGGGCUGCUGUGGGCUUAGCGGCUCUCGAGCUGGCCAAUUUGCUACUGUUUGUUGUGUGGUGCGUUAAGACAAGGCGGGCGAGGCAGUAUGCGAGGCUUAGCGGGUGAAAAGGGACACACAGGUGAUGCUCACGUCGGGCUUGCAGACGGAUUGAAUCUAUGUCAGUCUUAUCUUUCACUCCGCCUUUGUACCAUAUUAUACC
This is a messenger RNA of Paraphaeosphaeria sporulosa, 517 nucleotides long. RefSeq lists its product as uncharacterized. NCBI's taxonomy places the organism in Eukaryota, Fungi, Ascomycota, Dothideomycetes, Pleosporales, Didymosphaeriaceae. Bases 108 to 422 code for a protein of 104 amino acids. The record is from RefSeq and is a predicted model, not a curated record. The transcript has 2 exons.